Messenger RNA from Arachis duranensis, 465 nucleotides. RefSeq lists its product as uncharacterized. NCBI's taxonomy places the organism in Eukaryota, Viridiplantae, Streptophyta, Magnoliopsida, Fabales, Fabaceae. The coding region runs from base 1 to 465 and encodes 154 amino acids. The record is from RefSeq and is a predicted model, not a curated record. Gene Ontology annotation, molecular function: nucleic acid binding. The transcript has 2 exons.
AUGUUUACUGGUCAGAGAGUUAAGAAUGUUGCGGCCUUGAGGAGUAUUAAUAUGGUUACUUCAACUCCUUAUUAUGCACAGGCUAAUGGGCAGGUAGAGGCAGCGAAUAAGAUCCUAAUAAUGUUACCAUUAGAAAUUAAUUUGAAUACUUUAAGAGUAUCAAAACAGAAUGAUUUUCCAGUGGAUGAUUAUUGGAAUGCAAUGUUUGAUGAGUUAAAUGAAUUAGAUUCAGAGCGAAUCCUAGCACUCGAUAAUGUGAUUCGACAAAAAGAAAGUAUUGCUCAAAGUUACAAUCGUCGAAUUAAGGAAAAAUCUUUCAGGAUAUGCGAGUUAGUUUUAAAAGUCAUUUUACCAAUGGAAAAGAAAUCGAUGUUUUUGGGAAAAUGGUCUCAUACUUGGGAAGGUCCCUUUCAGAUAACAGGGACAUAUUCUGGAAAUGCCUAUCAGAUUAAAGAUAUCGAGUAA